AUGUGCCAAUCCCCACUUCACGACUUCAUCAAGGGCCUGCCAAAAUGCGAGCACCACGUCCACCUUGAGGGCUGCUUAACCCCAGAACUGAUCUUCGAACUGGCGGCGCGAAAUGGCAUCACCCUCCCAACAGACCCGGUCUACACCUCGGUCUCAACCCUAAGCAAACGAUAUGAACAUUUCACCUCAUUGGACGACUUCCUCCACUUCUACUUCGAAGGCAUGGCUGUCCUCCGCAAUGAGCAAGAUUUUGCCGAUCUAGCCUGGUCCUAUUUCCAAAAGGCGCAUUCAGACGGCGUCCACCACGCAGAAGUCUUCUUCGACCCGCAAGUCCACGAAGACCGCGGCAUUCCCUACGAAACCAUCGUCGGCGGAUUCUCCAAGGGCUGCCAACGUGCGGAGAAAGAACUCGGCCUGUCAACGCGCCUGAUUCUCUGCUUCGUGCGCCAUCUCCCCGUUGACUCGGCCAAGGGUGUUUACGACGAAUUACUUGCCUCCAAGCACUUCGAAGCUGGCGUCGUCCACGGUCUUGGAUGGUCCUCCUCUGAGGUUGGUCCUGCAAAGGACAUGUUCCGUGAUAUCUACGCCGAUGCAAAGGAGAAGGGUAUCCCGCUCACAGCCCAUGCCGGCGAGGAAGGCGAUCCCACUUACAUCAGCACGGCGCUCGAGCUUGGUGCCACGCGCAUUGAUCAUGGCAUCCGGCUUGUGGAAGAUGAGGAGUUGAUGAAGCGCAUUGCGCGCCAGGGAACUUUGCUGACUGUCUGCCCGUUGUCGAAUGUGCGACUGCGCUGUGUGAAGUCUGUGAAGGAGGUUCCCAUUCGGAAGUUCUUGGAGGCUGGUGUGAAAUUCUCUAUUAACAGUGAUGAUCCUGCUUACUUUGGUGGUUAUAUCUUGGAUAACUACUGUGCCGUGCAGGAGGCCUUUGAGUUGAAUGUUUUGGAGUGGAGGAUCAUUGCCGAGAAUAGUGUCCAGGAGAGUUGGAUCCCUGAUGAGAGGAAAGCGGCUCUGUUGGAGAAGAUUGAGGCUCACGUGAAGGAGUAUAUGUGA
Molecule: messenger RNA, 1047 nt
Organism: Penicillium nucicola
Lineage: Eukaryota; Fungi; Ascomycota; Eurotiomycetes; Eurotiales; Aspergillaceae
Gene: aah1
Product: adenosine deaminase
Exons: 1
Coding region: 1-1047 (348 amino acids)
Biological process (GO): adenine catabolic process; purine ribonucleoside monophosphate biosynthetic process; hypoxanthine salvage
Cellular component (GO): cytosol; nucleus
Molecular function (GO): adenine deaminase activity
Source: RefSeq, a predicted model, not a curated record